Molecule: messenger RNA, 4553 nt
Organism: Oryctolagus cuniculus (rabbit)
Lineage: Eukaryota; Metazoa; Chordata; Mammalia; Lagomorpha; Leporidae
Gene: TRIM9
Product: tripartite motif containing 9
Cellular component (GO): cytoplasm
Molecular function (GO): zinc ion binding; protein binding
Source: RefSeq, a predicted model, not a curated record
GGCGCGCGGCGCGGUUGCUCUGCUGCUCACAGACCGAGCGCGUCGCGGGGAGUCGGCGCCCAGGCGAAGCGGGAAGGCGCCAGCUCUGCCGCCGUCGCCGCCGCUGCCGCUGGCCAAGGUGCUGGACGCCACAGGCCCUUGGGCCGCCUUGCCAGCUCGGGUACCCGUUGCAGCCGCCGCUGCCUCGCUCUCAGCUUGGUCCCCAUGGAAGAAAUGGAAGAAGAGUUAAAAUGCCCGGUGUGCGGCUCUUUCUACCGGGAGCCCAUCAUCCUGCCUUGCUCGCACAAUAUAUGUCAGGCGUGCGCCCGCAACAUCUUGGUGCAAACCCCGGAGUCGGAGUCCCCCCAGAGCCGCCGGGCCUCGGGCUCCGGGGUCUCCGACUACGACUACCUGGACCUGGACAAGAUGAGCCUGUACAGCGAGGCGGACAGCGGCUACGGCUCCUACGGGGGUUUCGCCAGCGCCCCCACUACCCCUUGCCAGAAGUCCCCUAACGGCGUCCGUGUGUUUCCUCCAGCCAUGCCGCCGCCGGCCACCCACCUGUCACCGGCCCUGGCCCCAGUGCCCCGCAACUCCUGCAUCACCUGCCCCCAGUGCCACCGCAGCCUCAUCCUGGAUGACCGGGGGCUCCGCGGCUUCCCCAAGAACCGCGUCCUGGAAGGAGUCAUCGACCGCUACCAGCAGAGCAAAGCCGCGGCCCUCAAGUGCCAGCUCUGCGAGAAGGCGCCCAAGGAGGCCACCGUCAUGUGUGAACAGUGCGACGUCUUCUACUGCGACCCCUGCCGCCUGCGCUGUCACCCACCCCGGGGGCCCCUCGCCAAGCACCGCCUGGUGCCCCCGGCCCAGGGCCGCGUGAGCCGGCGGCUGAGCCCGCGCAAGGUGUCCACCUGCACGGACCACGAGCUGGAGAACCACAGCAUGUACUGCGUGCAGUGCAAGAUGCCCGUGUGCUACCAGUGCCUGGAGGAGGGCAAACACUCCAGCCACGAAGUCAAGGCUCUGGGGGCCAUGUGGAAGCUGCACAAGAGCCAGCUCUCCCAGGCGCUGAACGGGCUGUCAGACAGGGCCAAAGAAGCCAAGGAGUUCCUGGUGCAGCUCCGUAACAUGGUGCAGCAGAUCCAGGAGAACAGUGUGGAGUUCGAGGCCUGCCUGGUGGCCCAGUGUGACGCCCUCAUCGAUGCCCUCAACAGAAGGAAGGCGCAGCUGCUGGCCCGCGUCAACAAGGAGCACGAACACAAGCUGAAGGUGGUUCGAGAUCAGAUCUCUCACUGCACUGUGAAACUGCGCCAGACCACGGGUCUCAUGGAGUACUGCUUGGAGGUGAUUAAGGAAAACGACCCUAGUGGCUUUUUGCAGAUCUCUGACGCCCUCAUAAGGAGAGUGCACCUGACUGAGGACCAGUGGGGGAAGGGCACACUCACUCCCAGGAUGACCACCGACUUCGACUUGAGUCUGGACAACAGCCCUCUGCUGCAGUCCAUUCACCAGCUGGACUUCGUGCAGGUGAAAGCUUCCUCUCCAGUCCCAGCAACCCCCAUCCUACAGCUGGAGGAAUGUUGCACCCACAACAACAGUGCUACACUGUCCUGGAAACAGCCGCCCCUGUCCACGGUGCCCGCAGAAGGAUACAUUCUGGAACUGGAUGACGGCAGUGGUGGUCAGUUCCGGGAAGUGUAUGUGGGAAAGGAGACAAUGUGCACCGUGGAUGGCCUUCACUUCAACAGCACAUACAACGCUCGAGUCAAGGCCUUCAACAAAACAGGAGUCAGCCCGUACAGCAAGACCCUGGUCCUGCAGACGUCCGAGGACACAGAUUCAGAAGAACAGACCCUCCCUUUUCCAGUGCCUUCGGAAAGAUUGCCGCUCCGUAGAAUGAGUCCUUUCUCCUCCACCCUUAAUCUACAAGCCAGCUUCCCGGGGAGAGCCUACUUUGGUUUCCGAUCCUCACCCCACCAGCAGAGUUUGCAUUCCUCUUUACAGUCUCUCAAUGCACCCGGAUGCAAUUUUGAGACACAGUCUGCACCUUACUCUCAAUUAGUUGACAUUAAAAAGCUGUUGGCAGUGGCCUGGUUCGCUUUUGACCCUGGCUCGGCGCACUCAGACAUCAUCUUCUCCAAUGACAACCUGACGGUGACCUGCAGCAGCUACGAUGACCGGGUGGUGCUGGGGAAGACCGGCUUCUCCAAGGGCGUGCACUACUGGGAGCUCACGGUAGACCGCUAUGACAACCACCCUGAUCCUGCCUUUGGCGUGGCUCGCAUCGACGUGACGAAGGAUGUGAUGUUAGGAAAGGACGACAAAGCCUGGGCAAUGUAUGUGGACAAUAACCGGAGCUGGUUCAUGCACAGCAACUCGCACACAAACAGAACCGAGGGAGGGAUUGGAAAAGGGGCCACCGUCGGGGUCCUCCUCGACUUAAACAGAAAAACGUUGACGUUUUUUAUCAACGAUGAACAGCAAGGUCCCAUUGCGUUCGAGAACGUGGAGGGCCUCUUCUUCCCUGCCGUCAGCCUCAACAGGAACGUGCAGGUCACGCUUCACACCGGGCUGCAGGUCCCCGACUUCUACUCCAGCAGAGCGUCAAUAGCCUAAGGAUGUGCGUGGAGGCGCCAGCUGCCCGUCUCACCUCCGCCUGCGAGAGCCAGGGCGAGGCGCUCAGCCAGCCGCACAGAGAGGUACAGCGAGCAGGCGGGAGAAGGAGAGGCGGGGGAAGACAGCUGGUCCUCCACGGUCUUCACACCCACAGCUCUGCCCUUACCCCUCCACGUCUCCCCACCACUGCCAUGCCUGUGUUCGCUUCCAUAUCCAGAGAUUCUAACCAACCACGGACCCAGACAGCCCGCCACGCCACUUCGCCACCCCCAGGUUUUGCUUUGAUUUAAUUUAAGUUUCUCUGUAGGUGAGUUCUAUUUUGCUUCUCGUCCGAUCAUGUUAUUGGUGACUUAUUGAACUGGCACUGCCCGGAGAAUGUUCUCCCAAUAACUAUUUUCUUGAGCUUUCUGUUGGGAAAGAGGUGGUAGGGGGAGGUAGGGAAGAAAGAGCUGAAUUUGGAGCUUGCAGCUCACUCCCUGGACUGCCCUGUUCCCUCCCAUGCAGCGUCAGCUCUCAUUAUUGGGAGGUGGGCAGAGUGAGCCUAGCGCUGAGAACUUUCACCACCCACUGAAGCACAAAGGUUCAGCCACACAGGUUUAAAUCACGCUAGGAUCAUUAAGAUGGCCCCAUCAUUGGGGCAGGCCUUGCUACGAAAUCGGCAAGCCAGGGGACUUGAUGAUUUGGGACUCCUUUACAAAUUUUUAACGGAGAACAUACUAUGGACCAGGCACUGUGUUUUAAUUCAACACUGUGGAGACACAGAGCUGGGUGAACAGGUGCGCUUCCUGCCUCCUGGAGCUUAUAGUCUAGUGGGAGAAUGAAGCAAAACUAAAAUGAUUAUAAAUUUGCGUUUGUAGCAGACAGGAAAUAGACAAAGGUCAAAGAAGCUGCUUGGCGAGAGUUUUCAUGUUCCCUAGAACAAUGGUAAAAAUCCACGUAUUCUGGCUGUAGCACCAGAAACGGACCAACUCAAGGCCUUUUCCACUGUGUUGUCUUUAAUCGUGGUACCUGCUACCAUUCAUCACAGGGCCUUUCUCUGGCAGAAACGGUGUCAGCAUUCGUAUGUGUUGAUGCUACAACUAUGCUAAGCCUUAAAAGUGGAUGGCAUAAAGGAAACUAGUGACCCGAGGGCACAGGCCCCGUUCUCAGGAACCGGGGGUCCUGGGUGGAGUGGGCACUGUCACACUCUCAGGAUACACACGCCAUCCCCAUGUAACACUCUCUGUGCCUGUCACAGGAAGCUCAUGCAUUCUGCUGCUACUUACAACCUUACUUCCCGGAGUAGUGCGAACAAUGCUGGGAAAACAUCAGCUUGCGUGUCAGCCCCAUGACGGAGAGCAGAACAGCAGCGCAAUGUAGUCACAGUGCUUCUCACUUCCAGACAUGGACUUAGCCAAGUGGCCCUUCUGAUUCCUUGUCUGACAUCAGUCACGUGUUAGGAAAAGUAGGCUCUGGAAAGAAGUUCUGAUUAGCUAUCCAAAUAGUUUCCAGUGAGCUAAAAUGUUCACCAUGAAAACAAAUAAUAAUAACAAAUAGAAGGAAAGGGAUAGGAUGGAAAAGCUAACAAAUUAAAGUUUUUGGGGAAAGUAAUAUAUGUAAAUAGCUAAUGGUUUACUUCUGUGCUUCCUUUAUUUUGAUGAUUUCUAUAGGUUAUAAUGAUUUUCUAGUUAACUGUACCUAAUUUAUUGAAUGGGUGCUAUCCUGUUAAUGUCCAUCUUGGUUUUCCUUGGCUACAACUCUGUUGCGGGACAACACUCGUUGCUAUUUGAUUUACUCGAUGGCUGGGCCGCUGUGGCCUCAUAGUUACCCUUGUACUUUACUAAAAUCCUCCUGGUAAUUAGGUCUCCAGUGACUUGUAACAUGUAGCUUACACGGAAUCACGGCUAGAGACGCACAAUGCUACUGUACUAGAAAAAAAGUCAUCCUUUCUGGUGUGCCAAUAAAUGAUUUUUAUGAGAGAA